Hibiscus syriacus is the source of this 1273-nucleotide messenger RNA. RefSeq names its product transcription factor MYB17-like. The record is from RefSeq and is a predicted model, not a curated record. Lineage: Eukaryota; Viridiplantae; Streptophyta; Magnoliopsida; Malvales; Malvaceae. The transcript is spliced from 3 exons. The coding region runs from base 348 to 1217 and encodes 289 amino acids.
GAUGAUUUCAAGUUGUCUUCAAUUUUUUGUGUUGUAUUUUGUCAACCAUUAAUAGUUGCACUGUUUUUGUAUACCGCAUAUUGAUUGAACAACAACAAAAAAAAAGGCACCAGCAGCAGAAGCCAGCUUGAAACUCACUGAUGGACUGAUCUUUCUUUGUAUUUAUUUUUUUGAUAAUCGGUUUCGAUUUGCCUAGAUAAGAUCAAACUCGCACUUAAAGCAUCUCCCUCUCUCUCUCUUGUUGCACCUCUUUAUAUGUUUUAACUUCACAACACUUGUCACUCAGGAACUCGGUGAAGUUUCUUCUCAAAAUACGCCAUCUCUUGUUGAUUUCUCCAAAAACAAAUAUGGGGAGGAAGCCAUGUUGUGAGAAGAAGGGGUUGAAGAAAGGGCCAUGGGAACCAGAAGAAGACGAGAUCCUCGUAAAUUACAUAAAGCAACACGGCCAUGGAAGCUGGCGUUCUCUUCCUAAGCUUGCAGGUCUUCUUCGAUGCGGCAAGAGUUGCAGGCUUCGAUGGACGAACUAUCUUAGGCCCGACAUAAAACGCGGCCCCUUCACCCUUGAAGAAGAGAAGCUUGUCAUUCAGCUUCAUGGCAUUCUUGGAAACAGGUGGGCUGCCAUUGCUGCUCAACUACCCAGAAGAACGGAUAAUGAGAUUAAGAACCUAUGGAACACUCACCUCAGGAAACGCCUACUUUGCAUGGGGAUUGAUCCACAAACUCACAAGCCCUUUCCCCCUUGCGGCGGUCCAACCGUAGCCGCACCUUCAUCUCCCGGGACUCGCCACAUGGCUCAAUGGGAGAGUGCUAGACUCGAAGCGGAGGCUCGCCUCUCCAAGGAUUCAUUGCACUCUAAUUAUCCGCCGUUUCUGAAACCAGACUCGGAUUAUUUUCUUCGGUUAUGGAAUUCGGAGGUCGGUGAAUCGUUUCGUAAGUUGAACACGGAACAUUCGACUGCUUGUCGAAGCCCGAUAUCACAGGCAUCUUCAUCGGCUGUUACGGUCGAUGCCUGCCCCAACAUAGCAGGUUCCUCAACCCCAGCAAGCAAUCAAAUCGAGGAAACAGAGUGUAAGAGCUUCAAGUCAGUCACUGAGGAACCAAUGGACGGAUCGGAUUCAUCUUGCUCGAACGAGUCUGAAGAUUCAUCGGACACUGCAUUGCAAUUGCUGUUGGAUUUCCCCAUUAACAAUGACAUGAGCUUCCUGGAAAACUGUUGACAUUGGUGCUAAUAUGCCACACCUGAAGGCAUUGUUAUUUUAUAUAAUGUUACCAC